UUUACGUUCUUGUUUUUUUUUUUUUUUUUUUCCUUUUCCACUUCAUAAUUCUCUCUACGUAAUCCGCUGUAUGUUCUCGCACUAGCUGGGUCCAAAAAUGGGGAAACGAGAAUUCUGGAUGAAGGGGAUCUUCCCACCAUGUCAUAAGGAAUAUGGAAUAGGAAGCCUACCUCCCAUUACACAAAUCUCUAGGCAGCUAGGAAAGGCAUUUCAGGUUGCUCUCAAGGACAUACGAUGCCACACCUAUCUGAGGAUGAGGAAAACCCAAGUCAAAGUCAGAAACAAGAAACAGCUAAAAGAGCGGACCACCGAUCGAAGAAUCAGCUACAUCAAAUGGAAGGCCAGAUAUGCCCAGCGCAUGCUCAGGCGACAGGUCACAUUCAAGAAGUUUAGUAGCCUCCCUACUGAAAUUCGUUUGAAGAUAUGGGAGCAGUAUGUCCUCACUCCUCGCAUCAUCAAGGUUGUUUACGACCUAGAGUUUAGGUUGUGUGGCCACGGGAACACCUUAAAGAUAGAUGGAGUUAAGCGAGGACAGGUUUGCCCUCUGCUGCUAGUCAACCGCGAAAGCCGGUACGCCGCACUGAGAGAGCCGUUACUCCUCUUUAGCUUCUCCCAAACUGGGGAAUAUUCUCUGCACUUUGCCAUCAGGCCUCAUGACAUCAUGUUCUUUCAUCACAACGUGGUUCCUUGCCCAUGGAUGUCCAUGCAAGGCGACACAUCGAAGAUCGCCAACAUCAUGUUUCAUUGGGAGUUUAUGCCUACUGGGGAUCCCGACGAUUUAGAAGAACACUUCAUGGACAUCUUGGGGAAGGGCGUUUACCUUAUCAAUCAAUUUCGGGCCUGGGAUAGUUUGCAGAACUUGUACUUCCUUGUCGAAAACUCGCGCGCUUGCUUGCACCGGCGUUUUGGGUGGGAUGACUUGCAUGAAGCUGCGUCGCAUCAGUUCUCGAAGCAUAACCUGUGGAUGACGUUUCCUGAGCGGUUUCGCCAGAGUCAUGCAACAUUACUAACCCCCCUCUCCUUUUGUAAUCCCCCAAAGUUGUUGAAAUUACGUGAAGUGUGGAAGACCGUCAGCAUAAAGUGAGAGAAGAUCAUGUUCCUCCUGAUUGCCGUGGAGCUUCCGCGGCCGAGAGCGUUCUUUUUUGUUUUCUUAGACAAUUUAAAAUACACCUCUAGGAAAGUACAAAUGUUGCAUUUAAGUCACUGCUACAUCAAAAGGGGCCCAUUGCAACAUUGUUAUCUCGUUCAAAAUGAAUAUUCACCGCACUUCUUGGCUUUAGACAAGCGUCCCAAAAGCCCGUAGGUUGUU
This is a messenger RNA of Xylaria bambusicola, 1309 nucleotides long. RefSeq lists its product as uncharacterized. The record is from RefSeq and is a predicted model, not a curated record. The coding region runs from base 98 to 1084 and encodes 328 amino acids. The transcript has 2 exons. NCBI's taxonomy places the organism in Eukaryota, Fungi, Ascomycota, Sordariomycetes, Xylariales, Xylariaceae.